Colletotrichum orchidophilum is the source of this 2292-nucleotide messenger RNA. RefSeq lists its product as uncharacterized. Bases 1 to 2292 code for a protein of 763 amino acids. Gene Ontology annotation, molecular function: metallopeptidase activity. Lineage: Eukaryota; Fungi; Ascomycota; Sordariomycetes; Glomerellales; Glomerellaceae. The record is from RefSeq and is a predicted model, not a curated record. The transcript is spliced from 3 exons.
AUGCGCGUUACACUUGCCCUGCAGUGGCUGAUAACGCUUGCUCACUGUCAUACCAUCGGCGAUAGCUUUAUUUCCGAUUUUGUCACACUGGAGAAGAGAACUUUAAGAUCAGUCGCGAUAGCAGGUCGUGGUGGACUAUGGCCCUGCGGAGUAGACCAACUUAAGAAUCUUCAGGUCAUUAUAAAAAGUGCGAACGAGCUCGCGCAGAACGCGGCAGGUGUCCUGGACGUCGAUGGUUCCGAGAACUCAGCCGCAUAUCUGAAGUGGUUCGGUAAAGCCAACGCAAAUGCACGAACUCGAAAUGCGCUCAAGACAAGCAACUACGAGUCAUUGGUCAUGGACUUGAGAUUCCCCGGUGGAACAUUUUCAUUCAAUCCUCGCAAGCUCGACCCCAAGGGGCUAUCGUUCGCCUGUUGGCUUGCCUCAGAGCAGCAGUGUAAGAGAGGAUUAAUUGCCAUCGUUAUGGCAGCGGGCUACCACCCUGGAUUCAAAACCAAUUUCAAUGGACCUGUUCUGGCCAUGUGCCCGCGAUUCUUCACCCUUCCUUCGCAAGAUCAGGUGAUCAAGGCUUUGGAGCAAGAAUCACCGGAACUGCAAUUGUCAGCGGAUCUUACGCUCGUGCACGAAAUGCAGCACGUCAGUUUGACGACCGGGAAUGAAAGGUUUUGUGACGACCAGAUCGAGUUGAGCAAGACUUAUGGCAAGGGCAAUGGAUGCUAUGAUAUUAAAUGUUGCACAUCCAUUCCCGACGAAGCCAAGAUUAAGAACGCGCAGAAUUUUGCGCUCUUCGCCCUCGAUAUCGCAGCGUUUCCCCAACGGGGCAAGUGGGAUAACGAGGGAAAUUCUUGUGUCAUCGGAGGUUUGGGAAAGAGAAUGCCCAUUGAUCAAGUACGGCCGCUGAGAGGCUCGGGAAGUGUCUCCGGGCAUGGCAAUCAUACAAUAAGGUCUGGUAGCUGGAUGAAAUCCAACCUUCGGUCUUCGCCUACGCCUCAAGUCUCACCACUGCCCAGAUCCUCUUCUCAACCGCCCCCCUCUUCCCGGCAGACCUCCUCCUCCCGGCCCACGUCUUCUACGCUCCAGCCAAUCCCCCGCCCAUCGCCGACUCAGAGCCUGGCACCAACAGCAACUCCAGAAGUCCUUCACGUGAGCAACGGCGAAACAGUCGCCGCAGUCGUAGGAGCCAUCAUCAUAGCGGGAGCUGGUGGCGGCCUUGUACUCGUCCCUUCUGGAGCGCUUCUUCCCAUCGCCGCGGGAACCACAGCCGUUGUCACCGCCAGCACAGCCGCCAAUGGUGCCCAGGAGUACGAGUUGGAAGAGAAGAAGAAGCAAGACGACAAUAUCCCCACCCCCUCUGUAACACCGAGCGUCCCGGCCUCCGGGACCCCGUCCUACUCGGUCAGCCUCUGCUCGCACGCUACAAGUUCGAACCCUGGGCCGGAACCGGCAACACCGGACGCCCCUGGGUUCACCUUCAUGGAUGUUCUCCUUCUACCCGGACCCGAACCAACCGCAUUCGUGUCAAUGUCGGAGCAUUCCACUACGACCAAUUCAACGACCUCGAUCUUGCCUACCUCAACUACAACUAGCCCUGUAGUCCCAGUUUUGUACCCUAAUCCGUCUCCGACGAGCCAAUCUCCGGGGAAGAUAUCCCCCCCGCCGCCGCCGCCGCCGCCGCCUCCUCCCAAGGUGCUGUACUCGCUGGAUACACCAAUUGAUCCAGGCACCAUCUCGUGCAGCCCUACGGACAGCUUCUCAGCGGUGGGCGGGGUAACUUACGGUUUCUCCUUCGACGUUGACGCGAACCUGAUCGUCAGUAUCGAAACUGGAGUAACAGAUGAAGGAUACGAGGAAGGAUACCACCAGAGCAAGGGAUCAUGGACCGGCACUUUCUACGCCGAAUCAUCCUCGUCACUGCGGAUCUGCGGAUCCAACUCGGGAUCCGGCCCAUUGCCACUGGUAUUCACUAUUACCGAGAAGCCGUUGCAGCCGGUCAAGGCGCCGGCUGGUAAAGAGGUCUUUAAGAUGAAUGAAAUGGUUACUGCUGGUACGACAUCGUGCUUUCCGACGACGGGCAUGGAUAUCCAGGAAGGUAACUACGGCUUCUCGUACACUACAACUGAUGGGGUCAUUGUCCAGAUCGGUGAUGAUAGCUCGGGGCCAAAGUAUUUCACUGGCAACGGCGCUACGGGCGCUGGGCUGAUGUAUAUUGAUUUCUCCGGGGGCAGCAUCUCGAUUUGUGCUACAAGUAAUGGCGGCGUAGAUGCACCCCUAGUUCUCACUAUAACACAGUGA